UUUGUGCUAUUGGAUUUAAGGGCAGUAGUACCUCAAUUGUAACAAGACGCUUUUACUCCGGUGACGUCAUGUCUAGAAAGUUAGCCCACGCGGAAGAGAAUGUUGGCGGGCUGAGCUCGUGCUGUUUCUCUCCCCUUACGUCCUCAGUCAGGAUUUAAAUAGGGACGCUCUGAGAAGGGGGAGCGUCAGUUCAUCUUUGGAAGAAUUCUGAAUAUAUCAAAAUGAGUGGACGUGGAAAGGGAGGUAAAGGACUCGGCAAAGGGGGCGCUAAGCGUCACCGUAAAGUCCUCCGUGAUAACAUCCAGGGCAUCACCAAGCCCGCUAUCCGCCGUCUGGCUCGCCGUGGCGGAGUGAAGCGUAUCUCCGGUCUGAUCUACGAGGAGACCCGCGGUGUGCUCAAGGUGUUCCUGGAGAACGUGAUCCGUGAUGCCGUCACUUACACCGAGCAUGCUAAGAGAAAGACCGUCACCGCCAUGGAUGUGGUCUACGCUCUGAAGAGACAGGGCCGCACUCUGUACGGCUUCGGCGGUUAAACUCACACCUCAAACAACAACAACCCAACGGCUCUUUUAAGAGCCACCCACUUCCACUAAAGAGAAUUCAUCCUUACUACUUUAGUGACAGCAAGAUGGACCGAACAUUCAGUAUAUUUAUUCAAUUUA
Molecule: messenger RNA, 662 nt
Organism: Labrus mixtus (cuckoo wrasse)
Lineage: Eukaryota; Metazoa; Chordata; Actinopteri; Labriformes; Labridae
Product: histone H4
Exons: 1
Coding region: 222-533 (103 amino acids)
Biological process (GO): nucleosome assembly
Cellular component (GO): nucleosome
Molecular function (GO): protein heterodimerization activity; DNA binding; structural constituent of chromatin
Source: RefSeq, a predicted model, not a curated record